Ostrinia furnacalis (Asian corn borer) is the source of this 1649-nucleotide messenger RNA. It is a transcript of the gene alph, whose product is annotated as protein phosphatase alphabet. Gene Ontology annotation, molecular function: magnesium ion binding; protein serine/threonine phosphatase activity; manganese ion binding. Bases 335 to 1501 code for a protein of 388 amino acids. The record is from RefSeq and is a predicted model, not a curated record. Lineage: Eukaryota; Metazoa; Arthropoda; Insecta; Lepidoptera; Crambidae. Gene Ontology annotation, biological process: protein dephosphorylation. The transcript is spliced from 4 exons.
CAAUUCAUAUUUAUGUCCGCCAUUCAUUCUUUUGAGUUGGUUUUUCGUUUUUACGAUUCCAAAAGUGCCCGAUUUGUCAUCAAGGUCUACGCAACACCAUCGCGUAAUUGAAUAACCUACCUGGAAGCAGCUAAAACUAAACAGUCCACGCGUCGAAGUUUCUUCGACACCAGUGUAGUGUAACAUCGGUGUGACGUGAUCUGUCUGUGAGAUCGUAUCGUACUUCCAAUGAUGCUUUUGCUUCCCUUUUACGUUAUCGGUUGCGACGUUCGUUUGAGUGCCUGAUGGUGUGGGAACUAUGUGUGAUUAACGGAUUAAAAUUUGAGGACUCAGCAUGGGGGCGUUUUUGAAUAAGCCCGAAACUAAGAAGUACAACGAGAACGGAGAAGGGAACGGUCUUCGAUAUGGCGUGGCGUCGAUGCAGGGUUGGCGGGUGGAGAUGGAGGAUGCCCACCACGCGCAGCUAACUUUGAACGGGACCCUAUCGGACUGGUCAUAUUUCGCGGUGUUCGACGGACACGCGGGGGCGCGGGUGUCUGCACAUUGCGCGGACAACCUCCUCGAGUGCAUCUUGCAGACGGACGAGUUCCGGCGCGAGGAGAUCGCGGAGGCUAUUCGUGCUGGCUUCCUGGACCUCGACAAGAAGAUGCGAGAGCUUCCGGAGCUGUCCAACGGCGAGGAGAAGUCAGGGUCAACAGCAGUCUGCGCUUUCGUGUCGCCGAAGCAGAUCUACAUCGCCAACUGUGGCGACUCCCGCGCAGUGCUCGCGCGAAACGGCGCGCCGAUAUUCGCCACCCGAGAUCACAAACCGGAACUACCUUCGGAGAAGUCACGUAUAGUCCAAGCUGGCGGAUCUGUGAUGAUCCAGCGUGUGAAUGGAAGCUUAGCCGUGUCUAGGGCGCUUGGAGAUUAUGAAUACAAGAAGGUUCUGGACCGUGGCCCGUGUGAACAGCUGGUGUCCCCUGAGCCUGAGGUGUCAGUCCACGAGCGGUCCGAGGCUGAGGAUGAGUUCCUGGUGCUGGCGUGCGACGGAGUGUGGGAUGUGAUGAGCAAUGAGGCCCUGUGUGCUUAUGUGCACUCACUUCUACUGCUCACAGACGACUUAACGGCUAUUACCAAUCAGGUCAUCGACACAUGCUUAUACAAGGGUAGCAAAGACAACAUGAGCAUCGUUCUAGUGGUUUUUCCGGCGGCCCCCAAGCCCAGCCCAGAAGCUCAGCGAGCGGACCGAGAGCUGGACGAGACACUCCGGCAGAGGCUCACAGCCUUGAUCGAGCGCAGCGCGGGCACCGAGGAGCGCGAGGACACGUCGUGCCACUUCUCGUGGGUGCUGAAGCAGCUGGUCCAGGAGAACAUCCCCGGCCUGCCGCCCGGCGGCGGGCUGGCUGCCAAGCAAGCGCUACUGGACAAAAUAUACAGGGAGUUCUACCCAGAGCACGCAGACAGCUCGGAGACAUUCGACUGCCAGGCCGAGCUCGCCGACGCCUUCGGCGCCAACUAAGCCGCGGGCGACCCGCUAUCACGCGUGCCGGCUAGAUUGACAUAGACUUUAUGCGAUCGCCUUGACUCACAUAGCAUCUAGCGUAAUCGCCUUCUGCGAGAUGGCGAUUACGAUUGAAAAUCUUCUAUCUGGUAUGUACAUCUUGAAA